Messenger RNA from Sardina pilchardus (European sardine), 2527 nucleotides. It is a transcript of the gene rab14l, whose product is annotated as RAB14, member RAS oncogene family, like. The transcript is spliced from 8 exons. Gene Ontology annotation, molecular function: GTPase activity; GTP binding. Lineage: Eukaryota; Metazoa; Chordata; Actinopteri; Clupeiformes; Clupeidae. Gene Ontology annotation, cellular component: Golgi apparatus; trans-Golgi network; phagocytic vesicle. The coding region runs from base 120 to 767 and encodes 215 amino acids. The record is from RefSeq and is a predicted model, not a curated record. Gene Ontology annotation, biological process: defense response to bacterium; phagosome maturation; Golgi to endosome transport.
CUGUGCAGUAGUGGCCGCCAUCUUGGAUAGGCAGUCUCUCCAGCCCAGGAUAACCUGCAGAUCCCUUUAGAAACCUCAAGACAUUAAACAUAUAAAACGCGAAACACCCGAGAGCCACAAUGGCCACCGCACCGUACAACUAUUCCUACAUUUUCAAAUACAUCAUCAUCGGGGACAUGGGGGUAGGAAAGUCAUGUUUGCUUCAUCAGUUCACAGAAAAGAAAUUCAUGGCGGACUGCCCCCACACGAUCGGCGUGGAGUUUGGCACGAGGAUAAUCGAGGUGAGCGGCCAGAAGAUCAAGCUGCAGAUCUGGGACACGGCGGGCCAGGAGCGCUUCAGGGCCGUCACACGCAGCUACUACAGGGGGGCCGCCGGGGCGCUUAUGGUCUACGACAUCACCAGGAGAAGCACAUAUAACCACCUCAGCAGCUGGCUCACUGAUGCCAGGAACCUCACCAAUCCCAAUACUGUGAUCAUCCUCAUAGGAAACAAAGCAGAUCUGGAGGCACAGAGGGAUGUCACGUAUGAAGAGGCAAAGCAGUUUGCUGAGGAGAACGGUCUGCUAUUUUUGGAAGCGAGCGCAAAAACGGGCGAGAAUGUGGAGGACGCCUUCCUCGAAGCGGCCAAGAAGAUCUACCAGAACAUUCAGGACGGCAGUCUGGACCUGAACGCGGCCGAGUCGGGCGUCCAGCACAAGCCCUCGGCGCCGCAGGGCGGCCGGCUAACCAGCGAGCCACAGCCCCAGAGGGAAGGCUGCGGCUGCUAAUGACCAAUCACCCAGUCCACCUCCCCCCUCCGCCCGCCCCGCCAACGUACACCACCCAACCAACCAACAAACCAACCAACCACCAAAUCACCAACUUCUCCUUUUACACGUACAUACAGACACACACACAGACACACACAUGUAACAAACACAAGCUCACGGAAAGGCAGUCUUCUUCAAAAACAUACUCUCUCUCUCUCUCUCUCUCACACACACACACACACACACACACACACACACUCACACACACACUCACACUCAAGAUGCAAACACUCACAUUCACGUUGUCCUCCCCGCGUCCUCUUGCCCGGAGCUUGUGGGUGGCUUGGGUAACAGAGGGAGACGGGAACCAGGGAUGACUUGACGAGGGCUGGGUGGGCAAUCUCUUCUCCUCCACCACCGCCCUGCCCCCCCACCCCCACACUCUCCCCUCCCUUUCUCUCUCCUUCUCUCUGUCUUACAUCCCCCUUUCUCUUCUCCUCCGCCCCUCACCACCUGUAUAUUCCUCCUCUCCUCUCCUCCACCCAUUCCUCUCUCCAUCCUUCCUCCCUAUUAGCACUCAACCUGGCAUCACCGUCUCCAGGGGUGCCUCGUCAGGAGAACCAGUACUACUCCGCAAAAAGAGCGAAAACAAAACAAAAAAAACACCACUGAAGUUACUGACAGGUAGACGAAAAGUCGUACGGAAAACAUCAAAGCUUUGUUUGUUUGUUUUUUUAACGUGUCAUUUUAUAGCUCAAUAUAUAGAUAUAAAUAUAUAUAAUACCAGCCACACUCGUGUAAACAAACCAUAAGAUCGGAACUGUAGAAUCCAAACUGACCCUUGUAGAAAAUGUAGGCAAAACCGGUCACUCCAUCUAGACAACCACCUCCUGCAUGGUUCGCUCCCCGUCUUUUUAAUUGAAUCAAAAUGAAGUAUGUAAGACUCGACAUUGUUCGACUAUUACGUUUGUUUUGUUUAUUUUUGUCCCCCACAUAUUUUGGGUCGUGAAAAUAAUGAUGAUGUAUGUAAGUUGCGCCCAAUUAAAUUAAUAGCGACGUGCGCACACACAAUGUGUGCUUAUAUGUAUGUGUGUGUGUGUGUGUCUGUGUCUGUCCUGCCCUAAGGCUCAACUAAGUCUUUGUAUGAUUGGGUCUUUGGUCGUAGAGGUCAGUGGUCAGAUAUUACCUGCCCUGGCCACAUCUCACUUCAACAUCUUGAGUCCACACUAUUGGAAGGGCUCUGUGUGUGUGCCUGUGUGUGAGAGUAAUAUGAAGUGUGUGUGUUUUGUGUGAAGUCUCUCUGUGUGUGUGUGUGUGUGUGUGUGUGUGUGUGUGUGUGUGUGUGUUUUGUGUGAGGGUCUGGGGACAGAGCGGAUUGUCCUCGUAAAUCAGAUUAUGACACUUUAAGUAAGGAGGAAGAGAGAGAGUGAGAAAGAGAGAGGCGUUUAUUAUAUUAAAAAAAAAAUUCUUUCUAAGCACCAUCGUUUUCCUCCUUUGCACCAGUCCCUAUCCCUCUCCUUCCCCCCUCCACCUGUAUCUCACCUCCAAACACCCCACCCUACCCCACCAUAUCAGUAGAACACGUCUGUCCUUACCAGCAUUUUUAUUUCAUUUUCUUUCUUGGUUUGUUUGUUUGUUUGUUUGUUUGUUGCCUUAUUGUUAUGAUUAAUGUUAAUAUUAUUAUUACUAUUACUGUUUAAUCUUUACUUUAUGCUGCGCUUGCUCUAAAUACCGCUGUGGGGACUCAUUGUGUGUCCAAUAAAACCGCUGUUUUACAA